GACCACUUCUGUAACCUACCGGAAGACAUAAGUUUCCAUCCUCGACUUCUAUGGCUACUUUUGGAUGGCUGUACAAAGCCUCUAUCAUUGCCAAAGCUUCCAUCAAGUGUACAAAGCUUGUUUAUAGAUGGUUGCACAUCAAUGGUGCUUAAGGAAGUUGAGGUCCAGAGGCUGAAGACCUCACAAUCUAUAUCAGCCAUCCACAUGGAUGAGUGCCAUCAUCUGGAGAACACUUUCAGGAAGAAGAGCCCUUUCCAGGGUAUACAUAGGACUUUUGAGGUCUUUGGUCCUGGGAGUGAGAUUCCAGAGUGGAUGGCUCAUCAGAGUACAGGGUCUUCAAUAUCUUUUGAGGUAUCUCCGCAUUUGGGUUGUAAGUUAGAAGGGUUGGAUGCAUCUGCUGUUUUUGCAGUUGAAGAAGAAGAAGAUGACAAUAGGGUUAAUGCAAACCCUAUCAUUUUUAAUAAAACCACAGGUAUUAAAUGGGAAUGGAUUGGUGGAAUACCGUAUAUCCCAAGCUCAAACUAUCAAGAUCAAAUGUGGGUGUGCCAUAUUCCAUUUGCUAGUCUUUAUGUUCAGUUAGGUGGUGAACGUGAAUUUGAGGCUCAAGCAGGGGAUCAAUUGGAAUUCUCAAUAAAUUUUGAAAUUGUGGAUUUUGAAGAAGCGAGAGUGCAGGUGAAGAAAUGUGGAGUCUUGCAGGUACACAAGCCAGAUGAGGAGGAAACAGGAUUGAACAAAGACCAAUCAAUGAUUCAAUACACUUCAGAUGAUAUUGUUGUCAAUGAAGAAGGAUCACUUCACUAGUAGUUUACACAAGAGAUAAGAACAAC
Messenger RNA from Telopea speciosissima, 827 nucleotides. RefSeq lists its product as uncharacterized. NCBI's taxonomy places the organism in Eukaryota, Viridiplantae, Streptophyta, Magnoliopsida, Proteales, Proteaceae. The transcript is spliced from 2 exons. The record is from RefSeq and is a predicted model, not a curated record. Bases 142 to 801 code for a protein of 219 amino acids.